Juglans regia (Persian walnut) is the source of this 3735-nucleotide messenger RNA. RefSeq lists its product as uncharacterized. Gene Ontology annotation, molecular function: ATP binding; protein kinase activity. Gene Ontology annotation, biological process: protein phosphorylation. Lineage: Eukaryota; Viridiplantae; Streptophyta; Magnoliopsida; Fagales; Juglandaceae. The record is from RefSeq and is a predicted model, not a curated record. Bases 657 to 2255 code for a protein of 532 amino acids. The transcript is spliced from 2 exons.
UUACUGAUGAAAACCAUGGGAAAGAGAAAACCACAUAAGGGAAAUUCUUUUGAAAAGAGAAAACCACACAACUUGAAACGCAAGACCCUUGGUAUUAACCAAUGCAUAACUGUUCCUAAAUAUGCAGCAAAAGCAUACCAGAUCUAACAUCGGAGCUCCAAAUCGCUAUGGUUAGGACAUUUGUUAUGAACCUGAAGUGGAACUUGCCAUCUGAAGUUGCUACUUGGAGAAACGACAUCGCAAGCUUAAAGGCAGAGAGUUACAACUUGGGCUGUGAUUUCUAUCAUACGACAUAGUUUUAAUAAAUGUAGUGUAGUGUUUUAAAAGCAGUAAAACAAUGUAGUUUACUUAUAUUCAGUCUGUUAUAGUUUAAGGGUACUGUAGUAAUUUCCUAGGUAUCUGUUAUAUAACCCACGCCUGAAUGGUGGGAGGGACAUUCUGGAAGAUUAUUACUGAAACACUUUCUGGUUUUUCUUGGAGGAAUUGGGACCUCGAAUACCCCAAGGCGUGUAGCCAUUUUUAUCUUCAUCUUCUUUGUGACUCUCUAGUUCGUUUUAUCAAAUAGCAGCCAUUAAUCCAUUACCAUUCCAUUUCUCAUUACAACACAGUACAGAUUAACUGGGUUCCUUACAAGUGGUAUCUAGAGCCGACGAUCCAUGGAGGACGAACUAUUUUUCCACCAGCAACAAGAGGCCUUACAGCGGCAGGUAGACGCUAAUGAAAAGGGUCUUCAGGGAUUUAAUAACAGCUUUAACAACUUGAUAGAUAUGAUGCUUCAUUGGGUGGUAAGGCAGAACAAUAUUACUAAUCGGUACGAUGUUAUGGAAAAAUUAGUGAGAUUAAAGGUUAGGAAACAGAGGUCAUUAGUUGUUAAAUACAAGGUGGAUGAAGAAGAAUCUAAGUCUGCUGUUGAGUGUCCUAGAGGAAAUGUCGCAGUUAGUGAAGACAUCGGCUCAAAAAAAUUAGUGGAAGAAAAAGAAGCUACGGCUUCAAUCAAAGAUUCACCAAAAUUGAUAGUGCAGGAAGAAAAGGGACAAAUAGAUGAAGAUGAAUUUGUGGAGGAAUGCGUAGAAAAGGAACCAAUGGUGGAGGGAAAUGUAGCGAUGGCCACGUACAUGAAAACCCAAGUGCCGUCAACCAAGUGCUCUUUCUCUAGACUUUGUUAUUCCCAUGAUAAAUAUAAAUCAAGGGAUUCGAGCACUUACAAAAUAAAUGGAGCACCAUCUAUGCCACCAUUUAAGUCUGUUGAGGGUUUGGCAGACUACUGGAAAUGUUUUCGGGCCAAAAACAUGGUGAAUGACAUGAAGUUUACUCGAGUGCGACUUGUUUCUGAUGCUUCACCUUGGACAGUCUUGGGUCAGAGUUAUGAUGGAGUUACGAUGUUUGGGAAGCACUUUGAGGACAUGCUGGGUGAAGUUGAUCGAAAGGAAGUUAUCGAUAUGAAGAGAUUAAAGGGUAAGAGAUUUUUUGCUCCUCACUUGCUUGAUGUUUUGCCCCUUAAAGCUUUUCUUGCACCCUUUGAUAGAGGAAGACCAUGGGAUGAUGGAUGGGUCUUUAUUGAAGAAGUUUCUUACAUUCUUCUUGUUGAAAUCAUUCUUGAAAAGCUAAACACUCUUGCACAAGAGGAGGCUGGACCUUCUCAAGGUAAGGUCGGAGUUGCAGUUGAUACUGAAUCACCAGCUGUUAGACUUGCAAAUGGAGUUACUUGCCCCAAUUCAGAGGCUGUGGAGGCUGUUUUGCAAACUAAUCAGGCUGCCUGGCAAACUAAUGAGGCUUUAGAUACUGCACCAGUGACUCAUGAAUUUCAGGGUAUGCAUUGUCAAGAGAGAAACAGGCAGAAGGUGAGGUGCUUGCAUCUGAAGAGUACCAAGGGAAGGGACUUCCAGUUUUAUGAGUUGGAUGUAUUCACGGAAAAAUGUGGAACGACAAGGGACCAUCUGCCCGCUGAGUAUGCCGUGAUCCAAGUGACAGAUAAUUUUUCAGAUUCAAAUAAGUUGGGAAUUGGAAGAUUUGGCACUGAGUACAAGGGUGUAUUUCUAGAUGGUAAGACAGUAGCAGUUAAAAGGUUGUCCAGGAAGUCAUGGCAAGGCUUGGAAGAAUUUAAAAAUGGGAUUAUAGUUAUUGCAAAAUGUCAGCACAAAAACCUAGUGAAGCUCUUGGGAUGUGCAAUACCGAGCCAUGAAAAGCUGCUAGUUUACGAAUUCAUGCCCAAUAGAAGCCUUGAUUUAUUUAUAUUCAAUUCAAAAAAAGUGUAGCCAACUUGAAUGGAACACAUUCUACAAUAUUCUUGUUGGUAUUGCUAGAGGACUUCUUUAUCUUCAUGAGGACUCCAGGCUCUAUGGGUUUUAUAAACCCCCUUCCCUAGAUUUGGCUUACGCAAAGGGUGAUGAGGGUAUGCAGAGGGUGAUGGGUAAGAAACUUUUCACUCACUAUCUGCUUGAUAUAUUGCAACUCAAGGCUGUGUUUGAGUUGUAUGGGAUAAAACUAUUAAAAAUUGGUGGAUUUCAUUUGAUAAAGGAACAUGGCUUGAGGCCAUUUGAUAGAGGAAAGGGAAAAGAAAUUGUGAAGAAUCAUUGGGUGAACAAAAAUUUGGAUAAGAAAUUGUUGUGGGUGGAGAAGGUGUGCACAGAGAAUCAAGUUUACCAAAUGGGAAAAAAAAAAAAAAAAACAAUUUGGUGCAGUUUCAAAACUUUUUGAAGAUGAAACUGAAGAUAAGUUGCAAGAUGCUAUUCAAGAGAAUCAUGAAUUCCUUUCCAGGUGUAUUAAUGAAAACAUGGGUUUUAAGGGUGGUAAACCACCGACAGCAUGCAUCAAUGUUAAAUGCCUUAUUAACUGGCAUGCCCUUGAGUUUGAACAAUCUCAAAUGUUUGACUUCAUAAUAGAAGGGUUCUCAACGUGGGUCAGCUAUUUAGCAACUGAUAGCUCAUUUCCAAGCUUAUUUUUUGAGUGGAAUAUAUGGACUCCAUUUAUUGAUGAAUCUACAGCAGGUCUUAGACGGGAUUGGCAAUGGAUUUUCCCAAUAACAUGGUGUUGUGGCUCAUAUGAUGUGCAAAGGAGUUUUUUACUUCAAAAAAAAAAAUGAGACUCUUGAUAUCAAUAAAUUAGUAGUCGGGUCGGUCCUCAUAUUUCCUCGACUCUACUAGCUGCCUCUCUCGAAGAAAUACUGCUGGAAAGGUUUGGGAACUUAAUCAUAGAAUUUUAUCAUAGCUCUAAACCUUGAGGGCAAGGUUCUUUAAGGGGAGGGGAUUGUUAUGAACCUGAAGUGGAACUUGCCGUCUGAAGUUGCUACUUGGAGAAACGACAUCGCAAGCUUAAAGGCAGAGAGUUACAACUUGGGCUGUGAUUUCUAUCAUACGACAUAGUUUUAAUAAAUGUAGUGUAGUGUUUUAAAAGCAGUAAAACAAUGUAGUUUACUUAUAUUCAGUCUGUUAUAGUUUAAGGGUACUGUAGUAAUUUCCUAGGUAUCUGUUAUAUAACCCACGCCUGAAUGGUGGGAGGGACAUUCAGGAAGAUUAUUACUGAAACACUUUCUGGUUUUUCUUGGAGGAAUUGGGACCUCGAAUACCCAAAGGCGUGUAGCCAUUUUUAUCUUCAUCUUCUUUGUGACUCUCUAGUUCGUUUUAUCAAAUAGCAGCCAUUAAUCCAUUACCAUUCCAUUUCUCAUUACAACACAGUACAGAUUAACUGGGUUCCUUACAACAUUGCAAUAUUGGGGCUUUUGAGUUCUGGGUUAGA